This is a messenger RNA of Hypanus sabinus (Atlantic stingray), 1099 nucleotides long. Its product is annotated as astrocytic phosphoprotein PEA-15. Bases 16 to 687 code for a protein of 223 amino acids. Gene Ontology annotation, biological process: regulation of apoptotic process; MAPK cascade. The transcript has 5 exons. Gene Ontology annotation, molecular function: protein binding. NCBI's taxonomy places the organism in Eukaryota, Metazoa, Chordata, Chondrichthyes, Myliobatiformes, Dasyatidae. The record is from RefSeq and is a predicted model, not a curated record.
GGGCCGAGACGGGAAAUGUUCGGAAGGUCAGGGACUGACAAAUCACGGCCUCUGUCUGCGCACACGGACAGACGGGUGGGGAACAACAGCAUCGUGGCGCUGAUUUUGUGCCCCACUAUUCGAGAAGCCCCGUGGCAGAAUGUGUGUCAGUGUGUCCUGUGUGCCGUGUGCGAGGCACAGGCACCCAGUGUUAGAACAAGGAUGCGUGCGUUAUUAGUUUCACUGGCUGCUCUCUGCUGGGUCCGUGCCAGGAGAGGAUGUCGUCUGGACGACCGGACCAUGACGGACACCGUCCCAGGACAGUUUGCUGCCUUGCUGGAGGACCUGUCGUCCAAUAUCACUUCAGAAGACCUGGCCCAGCUGAAGUUGGCCUGCAAGGAGGACAUCCCGAGCGAUAAGAACGAGGAGCUGACCUGCUGUAAGGAAUGGUUCAGCUUCCUCGAGAAACACGACAAACUCUCCAAAGACAACCUCUCGUACAUCGAACACAUUUUUGAGAUGUCCAGGCGGCCCGACCUGCUGACCAUGGUGAUUGACUACAGGACCAAGGUUUUGAACAUCUCCGAGGACGAGGAGGUGGACUCCAAGUUUACCCGCAUCCCCAGUGCCAUCAAGUACAAAGACAUCCUUCGGCAGCCAUCUGAGGACGAGAUCAUCAAACUGAAACUGCCCCCCAAGAAGGCCUGAGCUGCAGCCAGCAAAGGCCCUGGAGCAAGCAAAUGGGGGAGAGAGCGAAAGCAAGAGAGAAUGUGCGCGUGGGGAGGGGGGGGGGGGAGAAAGAGAACCUGCAUUCAGAGAUAGUGUUUGUAACAAGAAAAAAACUAACCCACCAGUAACAUUAACCUGUAACUUUGCAAAAAAAAACCUCCCUACCCCACCCACCACCAUACAUCGUGAUCUGUUGUGUUGUGUUACCGGGAUCUUCCUGUGCACCUGAAGCCUGCUGCAUCGGUGGAGGCAAAGAAGGGGCUACAACAGCCUUAGCCCCCACCCACUCAACCCUAUCCAUCUAGCCUUCAACUCUAUGCAAAUUCUGAGAGAUGUUGGGUGGGAUGCAACACCAUCCCCUCCCUCUCUACCCCACCCCACCACCCAGUCA